Messenger RNA from Paramecium octaurelia, 2569 nucleotides. Lineage: Eukaryota; Ciliophora; Oligohymenophorea; Peniculida; Parameciidae. The record is from the annotation of a GenBank genome assembly.
AUGUAUUUAUAAAUUAUUGGAAUAUUGAAUCUCUUGACUCUAUCAAACUAAUUCGAACCAGUUUGCAACAAGAUAUUGUCUAAAUAAAUACACGACUCCUUGCCUGUGAACUAAUACAUACUAUCAGGCUAAUUGCCAGUUAAGGAAGGCUCGCAUUCAUAUUUGGCCUUCAUAUUCUAUGGUUCGCAAUAUGCUUCAAAUUUAUAAGUAAAUUUAUGUUUCUCAUGAUGAUAGCAAUUAAAUAACUAUAACACAGUUCUUUGGUUCAAUGGCGGUCCUGGAACUUCAUCACAAUUGGGGAAUUAUUUUGGCUUGGGACCAUUAAAUUAUAACGAAAAGGAGAAAUUAGAGAAGAAUUAAUACUCUUGGAACACGAGAUUUAAUAUGCUCUUUGUUGAUUAACCAAUUGGAGUUGGCUAUUCCUACGCUUACACAAAAGAUGAAAUACCUAAUAAUUUAGAUGAAAUUGCAUAACAAUUCAAUUACGCUUUGGCGUCAUUUAUAGAAAAAUGCCAACUCUAAGAAUUAUCAAAGGAAUCAAAGUGGUUUUUUGCUGGGGAAAGUUAUGCUGGAAAAUACAUCCCUGCAAUUGUUUAUGAUCUUUUGAAAUAAUAGGAACCUAUUGUAAACGUUUAAGGAGUUAUUUUAGGUAACCCUUGGACUGAACCAACAGCCAUCAUAAGUGAAAUGAGUUCAUACGCAUUUAACUUAGGCUUAAUUGAUCUUUAAGAGAGAUAAAAAUUAGACAAAAUCCUAUUAAAAACAAUUCACAAUAUCAAAAAUGAGGAGUUCUCAAAAGUAUCAGAUAAUUUAUAAACUUAUUUUACAGAAUUAACAAGAAUGAGUGGAGGAAUGAAUUAUUAGAACAUUCGAAAGUUUGGAUCAUAUGCUAAACAAAAUUAAAAGUUGGAAUCCUAUUUGAAUUCAGAGACAGUCAAGAACUUAUUUAAAUUUCCAUUAGCUGUCACUUUCACUUUGACAUAAAAUGAAUAGGAAAAAUAAGGCGAUGUGUAUUUGGCCUUGAAAGACAAUAUUGGAUAGAGUGAUGCAAUUCAAAAGUUGGAAUUCAUUGUUUCCAAAUUUCCAGUCUUAAUUUAUAAUGGAUAGAAUGAUGCUCUAUGUACCAAUUCAGGAACUCAGAAAUGGAUCAAUAGGAUUCAUUACAAGGAGAGAAGUGAGUUCCUAAAUUAAAAUUUUGAUACCAUACAAUUUAACAAUAGAACCAUCGGGUAUAAAAAAAUGGUUGGCAAUCUUGGCUUCGCUAUUAUAAAUGAUGCUGGUCAUCAGGUUCCACGAGAUAAACCACAAGAACUAUUCACUAUCAUAAACGGAUUCAUUGAUGUAUGAUUGAUUAAUUUAUUAAAUUCUUCUUUACAUUAUUUCUAGAAAUUAAUAGAAAAAUCUAUUUCGAGAAAAAUUCAUAUUUUUGAGUUGAAAACUCUUCUCUUACACAAGUCAUUAAUAUAUAAAAUGGAAACAGAAUUCACUAAUUUAGUUGAAGACGGCGGAGUUAAAAAACGAAUUCUCCAAGAAGGACAAGGAGAAAUGCCUAUUGAUGGAUCAAGAUGCAAAAUUCUAUAUAAAGGAACAUUGGAAGAUGGAACUGUGUUCGACUCUUCAUUGGACAAAGAAAGUCCCUAUAAGUAUAGAAUUGGAAAGGAGGAACUAAUAAAGGGAUUCGAUAUUGCAUUAAAAUCUAUGAAGAUUGGAGAAAAGGCUGAAUUGAAGAUCACGCCAAGUUAUGGUUAUGGGGAUGAAGGAGAUUCAUUUAAAAACGUUCCUAAGAAUGCUAAUCUGACUUAUGAAAUAGAAUUAAUUAAUUUUAAAUAGGCUAAAAAGAAGAAAUGGUAUUUGAAUUUAAUAAUUUUUUAGGGAAAUGACUCCUGAAGAAAAGCAUUAAGAAGCCAUUAAUAAAAGAACCAAAGGAACAGCGGCCUUUAAACAAUAGAAUUACAAGGAAGCUGAGAAGAUUUACAAGAAUGCUCUUUCCUAUUGUACUUUAACCACCGAUGAGGGCAAUGAAUUAAAAGCUAGUUUAUAACUGAAUUUAUCAAUUUGCUGUUAUUAAUUAGAAGAAUACAAGGAAUCGUUAGAUUAUGCUAAGAAAGCUCUUGAACUUAAAACUAAUCAAUAAUAAAAGUUAAAGGGUUUAUAUCGAAAAGCUCUUGCGAACAUUAAGUUAGCUGAACUUGAAGAAGCAUUAGCUGACUUGAGAGAAGCUUUUAAAAUGGAUUCUACUAAUUCUGCUGUAAUUGAGGAAUUAUCACGAGUCAAAUAAUUAUUGAAGGAGGCUAGAAUGAAAGAAAAAGAAAUCUAUUCUAAAUUGUUCCAACAAAAACUUUAUGAUGAAUCUGAAAUUGAACCAAAAAAAAUAGAAAUAAAGGAGGCCAAAUCAGAAGGUUCAAGUUGCUGUGAUCCAAAUGAAAAAAUUGAAGAGGAGACCUAACCUAAACCAGAGAAUAAAGACGGAUAAAUAUAGGAAGAAAAACCUGAAGAAAGAGAAUAACCAAAAGGUGAAAAUCAAGAAAACAAUAAUAAAAUAGUUGAAGAAUCAGCAACAUCUGCUUGA